AUGGCUGCGCCGCCAAAAGUAGAGCUCUGCAGAGGAGUUUGCUGCGCGCACACAAAGGGCGAGGGGGAGGCGCCGCCCGGAGCGGACCCCAAGGGGCAGCGGAGACCCCAGAGGCCAGCUCUUUCUGGUCCAGAGCCAAGCGCCGCGGCGGCCCUUGCGGUGGGCGGGGAGGAGGGAGCCUGUCCUUUUGGAGGCGGCUGCGCAGCGAGCAGUCAGGGCGCUCGUGGGAAACGCUCGCGGGAGAGUUGGGGAGGAAUUGAGACUGGGAGCAGAGUGAGAAGAAGAAUGGAGCAGAAAGUGCUUGGCGGGCGGGUUCCCCGAAGUCUGAGGAGUUGAUGCAUAGCCCGGGUGCGCGGACUCCAGGACGUGCGCCUUUGCAGAAGGAGUCCGUGCCCCGCUGCCGCCUGCUCUGGGCAGCGCCCGUCGGGCAGCGGGUGCUGGCCGCCUUGGCCGGGAGGGUGACACACGCCCGGCGGUGAUGUUCGAGGAGCUCGCCCGGGUUCGACACCCGGGUCCCACCCGCCGGCGCGCGGCCGCGGCUCUGCCGGUCGCUCCCCGCCAGGGGGCGGCGCAGCGCGGGGCGAGCGGGAGGCGACGGGCGGCGGCGGGGAGGCCGGGGCCGUGAGGGAGCUGGCUCCGAGUCGCCGACCUCACCUCACCUCACCUGGGCACGCUGUUGCCCCUACGGAGCCUCCUGGAGUCCAGGAUCGGCGAAGUUCGAAAACGAACUUACCACGUUUGCUAUGUUGCCCUUUGGAGACAAAACGAGAGAAAUGGUCAAUGCUUGGUUUGCUGAGAGAGUUCACACCAUCCCUGUGUGCAAGGAAGGUAUCAGAGGCCACACGGAAUCUUGCUCUUGUCCCUUGCAGCAGAGCCCUCGUGCAGAUAACAGUGCCCCUGGAACACCAACGAGGAAAAUCUCUGCCUCUGAAUUUGACCGGCCUCUUAGACCCAUUGUUGUCAAGGAUUCUGAGGGAACUGUGAGCUUCCUCUCUGACUCAGAAAAGAAGGAACAGAUGCCUCUAACCCCUCCAAGGUUUGAUCAUGAUGAAGGGGACCAGUGCUCAAGACUCUUGGAAUUAGUGAAGGAUAUUUCUAGCCAUUUGGAUGUCACAGCCUUAUGUCACAAAAUUUUCUUACAUAUCCAUGGACUCAUCUCCGCUGACCGCUAUUCCCUGUUCCUUGUCUGUGAAGACAGCUCCAACGACAAGUUUCUUAUCAGCCGCCUCUUUGAUGUUGCUGAAGGUUCAACACUGGAAGAAGCUUCAAAUAACUGUAUCCGCUUAGAAUGGAACAAAGGCAUUGUGGGACAUGUGGCAGCACUUGGUGAGCCCUUGAACAUCAAAGAUGCAUAUGAGGAUCCUCGGUUCAAUGCAGAAGUUGACCAAAUUACAGGCUACAAGACACAAAGCAUUCUUUGUAUGCCAAUUAAGAAUCAUAGGGAAGAGGUUGUUGGUGUAGCCCAGGCCAUCAACAAGAAAUCAGGAAACGGUGGGACAUUUACUGAAAAAGAUGAAAAGGACUUUGCUGCUUAUUUGGCAUUUUGUGGUAUUGUUCUUCAUAAUGCUCAGCUCUAUGAGACUUCACUGCUGGAGAACAAGAGAAAUCAGGUGCUGCUUGACCUUGCUAGUUUAAUUUUUGAAGAACAACAAUCAUUAGAAGUAAUUCUGAAGAAAAUAGCUGCCACUAUUAUCUCUUUUAUGCAAGUGCAGAAAUGCACCAUUUUCAUAGUGGAUGAAGAUUGCUCCGAUUCUUUUUCUAGUGUGUUUCACAUGGAGUGUGAGGAAUUAGAAAAAUCAUCUGAUAUGUUAACAAGGGAACAUGAUGCAAACAAAAUCAAUUACAUGUAUGCUCAGUAUGUCAAAAAUACUAUGGAACCACUUAAUAUCCCAGAUGUCAGUAAGGAUAAAAGAUUUCCCUGGACAACUGAAAAUACAGGAACUGUAAGCCAGCAGUGCAUUAGAAGUUUGCUUUGUACACCUAUAAAAAAUGGAAAGAAGAAUAAAGUUAUAGGGGUUUGCCAACUUGUUAAUAAGAUGGAGGAGAAUACUGGCAAGGUUAAGCCUUUCAACCGAAAUGACGAACAGUUUCUGGAAGCUUUUGUCAUCUUUUGUGGCUUGGGGAUCCAGAACACGCAGAUGUAUGAAGCAGUGGAGAGAGCCAUGGCCAAGCAAAUGGUCACAUUGGAGGUUCUGUCGUAUCAUGCUUCAGCAGCAGAGGAAGAAACAAGAGAGCUACAGUCGUUAGCGGCUGCUGUGGUGCCAUCUGCCCAGACCCUUAAAAUUACUGACUUCAGCUUCAGUGACUUUGAGCUGUCUGAUCUGGAAACAGCACUGUGUACAAUUAGGAUGUUUACUGACCUCAACCUUGUGCAGAACUUCCAGAUGAAACAUGAGGUUCUUUGCAGAUGGAUUUUAAGUGUUAAGAAGAAUUAUCGGAAGAAUGUUGCCUAUCAUAAUUGGAGACAUGCCUUUAAUACAGCUCAGUGCAUGUUUGCUGCUCUAAAAGCAGGCAAAAUUCAGAACAAGCUGACUGACCUGGAGAUACUUGCACUGCUGAUUGCUGCACUAAGCCAUGAUUUAGAUCACCGUGGUGUGAAUAACUCUUACAUACAGCGAAGUGAACAUCCACUUGCCCAGCUCUACUGCCAUUCAAUCAUGGAGCACCAUCAUUUUGACCAGUGCCUGAUGAUUCUUAAUAGUCCAGGCAAUCAGAUUCUGAGUGGCCUCUCCAUUGAAGAAUAUAAGACCACAUUGAAAAUAAUCAAGCAAGCUAUUUUAGCUACAGACCUAGCACUGUACAUUAAGAGGCGAGGAGAAUUUUUUGAACUUAUAAGAAAAAAUCAAUUCAAUUUGGAAGAUCCUCAUCAAAAGGAGUUGUUUUUAGCAAUGCUGAUGACAGCAUGUGAUCUUUCUGCAAUUACAAAACCCUGGCCUAUUCAACAACGGAUAGCAGAACUUGUAGCAAGUGAAUUUUUUGAUCAAGGAGACAGAGAGAGAAAAGAACUCAACAUAGAACCCACUGAUCUAAUGAACAGGGAGAAGAAAAACAAAAUCCCAAGUAUGCAAGUUGGGUUCAUAGACGCCAUCUGCUUGCAACUGUAUGAGGCACUGACCCACGUGUCAGAGGAUUGUUUCCCUUUGCUAGAUGGCUGCAGAAAGAACAGGCAGAAAUGGCAGGCCCUUGCAGAACAGCAGGAGAAGAUGCUGAUUAAUGGGGAAAGCGGCCAGGCCAAGCAGAACUGAGUGGCCUAUUUCAUGCAGAGUUGAAGUUUACAGAGACGGUGUGUUCUGCAAUAUGCCUAGUUUCUUACACACUGUCUGUAUAGUGUCUGUAUUUGGUAUAUACUUUGCCACUGCUGUAUUUUUAUUUUUGCACAACUUUUGAGAGUAUAGCAUGAAUGUUUUUAGAGGACUAUUACAUAUUUUUUGUAUAUUUGUUUUAUGCUACUGAACUGAAAGAAUCAACAACAUCCACUGUUAGCACAUUGAUAAAAGCAUUGAUUGUGAUAUUUCGUGUACUGCGAAGUGUAAGCAGUAUUCUUGCACUGAGGUUUUUUUGCUUGGGGACUAUUUUAAAUAAUUGGGUUUUGUGUUUUCUGAAUUACCAUUUUUUCAAGACUGUUUGGAAUCUUUCCUUUUUCAAAAGUAGGUUAGGAGCAAAUUAACAUACAUUCUGUGACAUUUAAAGGCUUUACAGGAUAGUGAAAAAUGGUGGCUGAGUGGAUUUUAAGGAGGAAUAAUUGUAUUUGUCAACAAUGUCUUUUUUAAAAAGUUAAGGCACGCUGAAACAAAUGGAAAGUACUAUGAAACUGUAUUGUAAAGAAAACAUUAUUUAAUUGACUUGCUGUUUUGUGAGAGAACAGACCAGAGAGAACUUUGUCAUUUCGGUGCAGUACAUUUUUCUAAAGGCUACCCAUAAAAUCACUUUGAUCUCACCUACUUGAUGCAAAGCAGGUGAAACCUUAGGAGAUGAUCCAGUCACUGACUUGAUUGAGGGAUAAGUGUGAUCUAGAAAUGGAAUGGCCUUGGAUGUCUGUCAGUGAAGAAAAUGUUCUGUUAGAAGAUCCGAGAGUUUUUUUUUUUUUUUCCCUUCUGGGCUUUCUUUUCAAAAUAAAAGUGACAAUUGGAGCAUUGACCUGAAGUGAGACGUGACUAUAGAUAAGAGAGUACAAAAUGACUCUUUUUCCUGUCAAUUGAAAUUUAAAGAAAAGUUUUAAUUAUAUAAAUAACAAAGGGCUAUUGCCAAUACUAGGGUCAAAAAUGAAUUUGAGGAACAGUGGGUAAGAAACUUUAUGCCUGAAUAACAUUUAGCAGUAUUGUGAGUGAAAAAUUGCCAUAUUUUGAUGUACAGGACAAGUCAACUGAGAUCCAGAGAAUUCUGGAUGUGAAUGCUAAACACUGGCCCUUAAUUCAUAUUCAAUGGUAUUUUCUUCCCAUAACAUUUAGUAUAGUUAACAUUUUCUUAGAAUUUGCGCCCAUUUAAGUAGAUUAAUAUUCUACAUGUGUGCCCCUAAAUACACAUUUAUUCAAUAUUGGAGAAAUAGAUAACGAAUUAAGCAACUGGUCUAGGAAGGGAAAAUUUAUUUCAAAUAUGCAGGAAUGUUUGGAUUUGGGCAGAGUAGAAAAGAGAGAUUUGCUUGAUUUGUUAAUUUCUACCUGCAACCCACAAGAAAAGAUAUUUGUUCUGAGUUUCUAUCAUUAAUUUGGAUAGAAAAUUUCUUAAGGACAUGGUAAUGCAGCAUUCUCAAGGACCUUUCGCCAAAAUGUGUUUUCCAUCUGUGUCCCAAUUCCCCUAAAUUUUGCCUAAAAUUCAAUAUAUUCCUUAAGUUUUUAAAAUUCUGAGUGUGUAUAUAUAUCUUGACAUAAUGCGGUUUUAUUUUUAUCAUUCUGGUUAAAAAAAAACACAAAAAAUAGAAGCAAACCCCAUUGUAUUGCCGUUAUUUUGUAUUUGGUAAAGGUUAAUCUAGGAAGUUACCAACUGUUUAAUGCUAUAUGUAUUGUAUACUUGUAUUUUCAGGAUAUUUUAUUUUUUUGCCAUACACAUAAAAUUUGUAAAGUUGCCCCUUGGUGGCACUGGUAUGUAAAAUACACAGACUAUCACUAAAAUAAUAGCUAUAUCUACAUACAGGUGUAUACUUAUGCAUGCAUACAUAAAUCCUUAGUAUAGAAAAAUUGCUUAAAGAAUAGCAAUCUUUAAUAAACCUUUUUAUUACAUUGUGAUUUAGCAGUUAUGCUAAAAUAUGUACUUAUACUUUAGUAGUUUAUUUGGUCCCCUGUAGUAUGUGUCACUGAGAAAUUUUUUAAAGACAUAGUAGAUCGUGUUUAGAGGCUUUGUAUGUGUGUCAUUUUAAUAAGCAAGAAGAUAUAUUUAGAUUAGAAAUGGUUUGGUCUGCCUUUGAAUAAUGUUUAUUUUACUUUACGAGUUUAGACAUUAAAAGAAGCUGGGCAAUGCCUAUUUUAUUUUAUUGUUGGAUAUUUCAGUUCAUACAACGAAGAAUACUUCUUUAGGGCUGGUUAAUUGGUUCAAAUAAUUUUUAAUUUCCUUUCCAGUAUCUUCUCAAGUUGGAAAAAUAUACAUAUAGUCCUCCUUCACCUUACUCUAUAUUUACAUUACCCAUAACUAGCAAGAAGUACUUGUUCUAGAUUUUUUGUUUGUUUAGUUAUAAGGGAGUAACAUGAUACCAUUUAAUUUCAAUUUUUAGCCAGAAAAGACCCCACUAUUUUACUAACUUGUUAAAAGAUAUCUAUGUAAUUGCCUGGCCUUAUGUUUUUCAGUAGAUUAGACUGUGCCAAUCACAAUCCUGGGAGGAUUUAUGUAAGUCACUUAACCUCUGUGUGCCUAAACAAGUUAUGCUUUUUUUAAAGGAGUUAUGUUUGGGCAAAGCCUUUGUCUUCAAGCAAAAUGUCACAGAAGGCAGCUACUUUAUAAGCCCAAUGGGCGGUGGCGACCACUGUCAGAAAUGGGAUAUUAGUGUAGAGAGAAGGUGAUCUAUUCCCAUGUGUCAUUUCUAAUGUUGAGUUUCCAAGACUGAACAAAGAGAAUAUAUUUAUUCAGCUUCACUUGCAGAUCACUAGUGAAUGUGAGAUUUAGAGCUCACUGAGUACAUUGCUUCAAGGUACAAACCCAGGAUGAUGAUGUUGUCAUCACUGUCUCUUAAUUUUGAAGAAUAGUUUCAUUUAAUAGGAGUAUUAGAGAUAAGAAAGUAUAUGAAAAUAUACUGGAAAUAUUGGAUUCUUGGAGAAAACUGUUCAGUCACAGAUAUAUUCUUGCCUAGCAGUGAAGUGCCUUUAUUUUCAGCAUAGCAAACAAAUACUAGACCUGUUCCAAUUUGAUUUACAGUUUUUUUCCUGUGUUUUUCACCAGAUUGUACUCCUAAAACUUAACAGGCUAUCACAGGCAAUUGUCUUUUGUUUACAAGAUUGAUUUAAAAUGAGAGGAUAAAAAAGUCAUCAUUAUCCUCUCUUAUGAAUAACUAUAGUCAAAAUAAGGUGGCACAAUUUAAUUGUUUUGUGUCAGAAAUACACUGACCCGCCUUUUAUUGAGUCCUGCCACAUGUUAGGUACUGUGCUCAGCUGUGGAGACAGAGCAGUGACCUCAAGGAGCUCACUGUCCCUGAAGGAGGUGCUGGAGAAGAGACUUAGUUUCUGAUACUGCCGAUUUAACCUGAGAACAUGGGGUGUACUGCAUCACUUCCAUUUUCAUCAAUAACAUAUGUUUUAUGUACCUUCUUUACCUGAAACUUACUAAGAAUCUACCAGUGAACAAACAUCCUGUCUUCUUGCAAGUAUGAAUUAGUUAACCUGUUGAUAGUUGAAGAACACUUUAGGAGUUUUGUAUUCUUGUAUAUAGUUUAUUUUUUCCAUAUGCUAGCCAGCUAAAGAUUACACAGUUCUUCAGGACUGUUAAAUUGUGCAUGGUUUUGGACCCCUUCUGCUCUACUACAGAGAGCAAAGAAGAAAGUAUUAAAGCUCACUGUACCAUUCCAUAUACUUACUAAAAGCCUGUGUAAACAUAUCUUAAUGAAUGUUGUUGAAAGCAAUGUAAAUAGUUGAACAUAUAAAUUUAUAUUACAGUUUAAGAAAAGAAAACCUUAUGAGGCAUCACUAGCCACUGUUAAUAUCUAUUUGUAUUCUUAUACCUUUUCAAUAUAUUUGAACAAAUAUAGUUUCUGGCACUAUUUUUAUACUCGGAAAAGGAGUUACUAUGUAUAUUAUGCUUAGCUUUUAAGUCAUUUUAAAUAACCAUGAAUGUUGAUUUCAUUUCUUUCCUUUCCUCCAUCAUGAGAGUCAUUUCAGAUGACUCUUUUAUGACAAAAUCACUUUAAAGGAACAACUUACCUCCGAUUCUUGUAUAAAGUCAUGAGAUGGUCAAGGUGGUUUUCCGUUGUGCAGAUUCUUCACCUGUCAGUGGUUUCCUCAUUUUGCCAUGCUUUGUAAAAAUAAAAAGAGUGAACAAGUCA
Chlorocebus sabaeus (green monkey) is the source of this 7462-nucleotide messenger RNA. It is a transcript of the gene PDE5A, whose product is annotated as phosphodiesterase 5A. The record is from RefSeq and is a predicted model, not a curated record. Gene Ontology annotation, biological process: signal transduction. Gene Ontology annotation, molecular function: protein binding; 3',5'-cyclic-nucleotide phosphodiesterase activity. NCBI's taxonomy places the organism in Eukaryota, Metazoa, Chordata, Mammalia, Primates, Cercopithecidae.